GGAUAUGUAGUCUCCAUGCGCAGCCGCUGCGCCAACCACACCUCCCAUUGUCGCUUCGUUGCCGGCCUCUCCAAGCCGCUCGUCAACAAUAACCGUACGCUAGGGGCAGCGGCUACGCUUCCCUGUAUUCAGCAAGGGCCUAUGCGCACUUUCCCCACGGCCCUCCUAGCCGGGGCUGGCUAAAAGGGGCGUAGCCGCCGCCAUGGCCGGUUGUUGUCAGUCGCUGGCAGCGGGUUAUGGCGACGGCGGUGAAUGAAUUCUCCGGGCGGCAGAGGGAAGAAGAAGGGCUCAGCCGGCUCCAGCUCCCCGCCCCAGGCCCCCGGAGCCUCCCCCUCCUCCCCGACCGGGCCGGCUCCCCCCCUGCAGCAGCAGCAGGCGGCGGUGGGGGCGGCCGCGGCGUCUCCCCAUAAGCGGAACCUCUAUUACUUCUCCUACCCGCUCUUCGCCGCCUUCGCGCUGCUCCGCUUCGUCGCCUUCCAGCUCGGGCUGCUCUUCGCCUGGCUCUGCGAGCGCCUCUCCCGGGGCGCCCUCAUGGCCGCCAAGGGCAGAGCCGGGGCCGGCGACGCGCCCGAGCCCGGCGGGGCGCCCGAGACGGUGCGAGCCUGCCACAAGCGAGCCUUCGAGUGCAUCUCCGUGGCGCUGCGCAUCGAUGAGGAGGAGAGAGCAGGACAAAAGGAACAAGCUGUUGAAUGGUAUAAGAAAGGAAUUGAAGAACUGGAGAAAGGAAUAGCUGUCUUAGUUAUUGGUCAAGGUGAUCAGUGUGAACGAGCUCGACGUCUGCAGUCUAAAAUGAUGACAAAUUUGGCUAUGGCAAAGGAUCGUUUGCAGCUUCUAGAGAAGCUGCAGGCAGUUUUGCAAAUUCCCAAGCCGCAAAUGGAGGUCUAUAAAGACAGUACUAACCUGGCAUGCCGCAAUGGACAUCUCCAGUCAGAAUGUGGAGCUGUUCCAAAAAAGAAGGAUCCAUUAACGCACACGAGUAACUCCCUUCCUCGUUCAAAGACUGUUGCAGUUGCAAAACCUGGAUCCACAGGCCUUUCUGGUCAUCAUAGAACCCCUAGCUAUAGUGGGGUAUCAACUUUCUCUGUAUCUAGACAGGGAGCCAAUCCUGCAACUUCAACACACAAGACUACUUCAAAAAAUAGCCGAACAAACAAGCCUUCUACUCCUACAACUGCUGCUCGAAAAAAGAAAGACUUGAAGAUAUUUAGAAAUGUUGAUAGUAAUCUUGCUAAUCUAAUUCUGAAUGAAAUUGUUGACAAUGGACCAGCUGUCAAAUUUGAUGAUAUCGCUGGGCAAGAGCUGGCUAAACAAGCACUGCAAGAAAUUGUUAUCCUUCCCUCCCUUAGACCUGAGUUAUUUACAGGACUUAGAGCUCCUCCACGUGGAUUAUUGCUGUUUGGCCCACCAGGAAAUGGGAAGACUAUGUUGGCCAAAGCAGUUGCUGCAGAAUCAAAUGCAACCUUCUUUAACAUAAGUGCUGCAAGCCUAACUUCAAAAUACGUAGGUGAGGGAGAGAAACUGGUGCGUGCUCUUUUUGCAGUAGCCAGAGAACUUCAGCCGUCUAUAAUUUUUAUAGAUGAAGUUGAUAGCCUUUUAUGCGAAAGAAGAGAAGGUGAACAUGAUGCUAGUAGGCGUCUAAAAACAGAAUUUUUAAUAGAAUUUGAUGGCGUACAGUCUUCUGGAGAGGACAGAAUACUUGUAAUGGGGGCAACUAACAGGCCACAGGAGCUGGAUGAUGCUGUUCUCAGACGAUUCACCAAACGGGUGUAUGUAUCUUUACCAAAUGAAGAGACAAGAUUGAUUUUACUAAAAAAUCUUUUAAGCAAGCAAGGAAGUCCAUUGACCCAAAAAGAGCUGGCACAACUAGCCAGAAUGACAGAUGGAUACUCAGGAAGUGACUUAACUGCAUUAGCAAAGGAUGCAGCACUGGGCCCUAUUCGAGAACUAAAACCAGAACAGGUAAAGAAUAUGUCUGCCAGUGAGAUGAGGAAUAUCAGAUUGUCCGAUUUCACCGAAUCUUUGAAGAAGAUAAAGCGCAGUUUGAGCCCUCAAACCCUGGAUGCAUAUAUUCGCUGGAACAAGGACUUUGGUGAUACUACAGUUUGAAGAACUGCUGUAUAAAAGUGAGGAGAAAGUGCUGUCUGCAAUGGCAAUUGAUACAGACUGUGGGAAUGCAGCCAGAGUUUACAGGACUUCACAGAUCUUUAAAUAUCUGCACUGGCAACUUGAGAUUUGAUUGAAAAAGAAAAAUUAUACAAUGUGAAAAGUGUUGAUUAAGGCCUCCGUGCCUUUUUAGUCAGGAUUUACUCACAGGGCAUGUAAGUUAAAGCACAAUAAGACGUGGGGUAAGACUUCUAGCAAUCUAAUCAUUAAUUUGUGUAUUUUGUUGGCGAUAUAAGGUCCAAUUGUAUUGACUGUUGAAAGAUUUAUACUCCUUAGUUUUUUUUUUUUUAAAUUUUUCACGACAUGUACUUUUCCUGCUCUCUACCUGGUAACUACUAACUUAUAACUGGAACUUUGUUAAUUUUUGUUUCAAUUUUUAAUAUUUUUAUCCAUACUGUGCCAAAUAAGCCAUUUCCCUCUGCAACUGGAAGAACAGCAUUGGGAAUUAGCAUUAUUUAAAAAAAAAAAAAAUAGUAUCCAAAUAGAAAGCAGCUGGUCUGCUACUACCUUGUCUUUUGUCUGGUUAUAGUGUGGCCAUACAGUUCACAGAACAGUUUAAAAAAAAAAAAAAAAAGACCUUUGGUAGCAGAACAGCAAAAAUCCUAUCGAACCAGUUGAAAUUAAUAAAAAAUUAUUACAUUAUAAAAUUGCUAUACUAAGCCAUUUUUGCCGGUGGUAUUUUUCUUUAAUUCAUUUGUAAAGCUUCCACUGUAGAAUGUUGGUUUAUUCUUAUGGUGUGUUAACUUCUACUUGAAGCCCAACUGAUUUUGGAGAGAAUAAAUGAUGCUGUCAAAUUGUGAAGUUUUAGAACUAGUGUUUCUACUCUGUAUUAGUUUGUCUGUGUACAAUAACUAAGUUUGUUUCCAUUCUGGUCCUUGCUUUUUUUAAUUUACAGAGGAGAGCAUUAAAAUAAGUGGCUAGAUAUUUAAUACAUAGCACACACUAACAUUUUUAUACCUUUCAUGUGCUUUGGUUUGUAUACUAAGAUCUAAAAUAAACUCCACUGAUCUGCUUUUUUAAAAAGUAAAAUAACUACAUUCUUUAAAAAAAAAACUGAAUUUUUAUUAAAUAAA
Molecule: messenger RNA, 3236 nt
Organism: Trachemys scripta elegans
Lineage: Eukaryota; Metazoa; Chordata; Testudines; Emydidae
Gene: SPAST
Product: spastin
Exons: 17
Coding region: 253-2106 (617 amino acids)
Cellular component (GO): microtubule cytoskeleton
Molecular function (GO): ATP binding; ATP hydrolysis activity; microtubule severing ATPase activity
Source: RefSeq, a predicted model, not a curated record